AGCCAUUUUGGCUCAAGCCGCAUGCCAGGUCGGGGCCCCAGACGCGCUCCUCUCCCCGCUGCAUGUCCAUGGCUGCUGGCGCUGCGCCGGUGGCGUGCAUGUUCAUCGGCCGAGAUGGCUCACCAGCGUUCGUCGACGGCUCGCGCAGCGCGUGCUCGGCGUGCUCGCCGCCGGGGCUUUCUGCAUGUUCCUCCUCUUGGCCAUCGAUUCAUCGCUGUGCCUUCUGCUCUUCAUGCGAAUGGUAAAUGCAUGCGUCGAGGAAUUGCUCUGCACGCUCGUCUUCAGUCUGAGAGCGUUUUUCGUUCUCACAGGUUUCGUCACGCUGCUCUUCUUGCACGCGAUCGAGUGGGACCUGAUGCGACGGCUGCUCAUCUUCGUGUUCACGUUCAGGCUUGCAGGGCAAAGCACCGCGUGCCCUCGGUGCCGACAGAAGCGGCCGUCGUCCGGCCAGCUGUGGUGCGCACCGCGUCGGUGCUGCAGGAUCUUCUCCCUCAGCGUGGCUCUCUUCCUGUUGCACCCGUGUUUUUUUUGUACGGAUAAUACUGUACAGAAGGUGCAGCUUUCAUUUCUUCUAUUGCUGGUGGUACAGUCCUCGGUGCUGAUGGAGACAACGAGCGGCGUGACCGUACGGGUCCUCAAGUUGUCGGCGUCCUCUCGCCGCCGCGCAUGAAGUCUCACUUGGCUGAUCGUCGCGUUUGUCAACAUUCGGCUGCUGUGCCUGCUGCAGCUGGUCUUCCUGUAGGUGAGGGUGCUGGAUCUGGAGAUCAUGUUCUGCGUCAUCGUGAGCAGUGUGGCCAUCGCCCAGCGCUAACUGUUGAAGCUGCUGAUUCUCGUGAUGAUGCUCAAGCUUCGUCUUCGUCGUUGCCUUGUGUAGCUACUGAUCCUUCCUGAACUGUGCAUGUUACUCUUUGUACCGCGAUGCCUGGGGUGGCUGCUGAUUCCAACUGUGGUGCACUUGUUCCUCAUCGUGACCUGGUUGAUCGUUGUGUUCGUCAACAUGCGGCUGGUCUUCCUGAAGGUGUGGGCACUGGAUCUGGAGUUCUUGCUCAAGCUUCGUCUUCCUCGCUGCCUGGUGCGGCUACUGAUAUUCCCUGUGUUGUGCAUGCUCCUCUUCGUGAGUUGGCUGAUCGACGUGCUCAUCUUCCUGAUGCGUCCUGCACGCUGGUUAUGGGUGUGUACAACGUUUGCCUCCCCCUGGCGUGGCAGAUGGUGCUCACGUCGAGGAUGUAGCGGCUGCUGGUCUUCAUGCUGGCCGUGCCCUUCCUCAGGAUGUCGGCGAUUAUGUUAAGCAGUUGGUGGCCGUCAGUCUGUGCGAGCAGUUUGACACGCUCCGCGACGCGACCCCUGGGCUCAUCAAGGUUUCCCUUGACACGGUGGUGUGUUUUUUUCCAACAAGCGGGUGCUGUCCUCCCUGGACAACCUGCGGCGAUGGCGGCAGCUGGAAGAGGCAAUUCCCGCUGUUCGUGAUGAGCGCCGUGCUGAUGAUCCGCCUGAAGCUCGUGGUGUUCCUCUUGACCGUGCCGCUGGGCGUGGCGCAUGUCGUACGGGUGUCCCCGAUGGUCGUGAUGAUUGUUCCGCUGCCGCUGCUGGUGGCGCGCGGCGCAGGUCGUUGCUCAGUUUCGGCGUUGGUAAUUGAGGGCCGCUCUGACUGUGAGAACGUGCUGCCUCACCCCGGUGGACGUGAUGAGCUUCGGCAUGAUGAACUAUUUGCUCAACAGCGCCCACUGCGCUCCGAACAGCGUGUGCUCGACUUCAUGCGACCGAUCAUGCGCAAGAUGGGCGAGCAGAUUCACCUUCUUCAAGAUCCAUUCCGUGAACUUCGGCGCGCUGGCACGCGUGGUCAUCCUGUUCCUGCUGCUGGUCAUCCUGAUCGUGCCGAUAUGUUUCCUGGCGGUGCGGGUGGUUCUGGCGGGUUGCGGGCCUCCCUCGACCGAUCGCAGGCUGUUGCACACUUGGCCGCUGCUGCGAGUGGCGCUGCUCCGCCUUGUCCUGGUGCUCGUGCUGCGGAUGAGCCCCAAGAUGAUGUGCAUGUUGGCGCCGUCUGUGCCGGAGUGGCCGCUGCUGAGCGUGAUGUCUCUCUUCGACUUCUUGGUGGUGGUGUUCGCGAUUCAAUGCGACAUCGUGUUCCAGAAUUCGGCUGGUCGAUACCAGGUGCUCCAUGUCUUCGACGUGCAGAGUUUCUACCACUCCAUUACUGCAACACGGCGCUUGCUAAUAUGACGGAUUCUCUCGCCCGCAACGCGGCUGCACUACAGAGAUCUUCAAUGUGUACUUCAGCUAUUUCUGAUUUCUUCAACGACAUCUCCGGGUGGGCGGUCUGCCCAUCGAGCCCUUCUUCUCCGAGGGCUCCGUCGUCUGCUCCGUCAUUGUGCGAUGCCGACGUUCUGCUGCCUACGGCUGGGUGCUCCGCUGGCCGUGUCCGAGGCGCCCCGCCCGCCGCCGCGGCAGUCGGGUGCGGACCCGCGCUCCUCUUACGCUCGACUCCUCUGCCUCCCUCCCCCCUUCCCCCUCCCCCUCGGGCUCCACGGAGGGCGGAUCCCAAAGCAGGGUUACAUCGCGUCAGCGCUGCGAUUGUAGAUGCGCCAGCAGGGGAUUUCUCAUCUCGACCUUUUAAUUUCCACCUGGCUCCUGGU
This is a messenger RNA of Prorocentrum cordatum, 2633 nucleotides long. The record is from the annotation of a GenBank genome assembly. NCBI's taxonomy places the organism in Eukaryota, Dinophyceae, Prorocentrales, Prorocentraceae.